Acaulospora morrowiae is the source of this 132-nucleotide messenger RNA. Lineage: Eukaryota; Fungi; Glomeromycota; Glomeromycetes; Diversisporales; Acaulosporaceae. The record is from the annotation of a GenBank genome assembly.
AUGAUAUACACCGAUGCCCUACUCAAGAAGAGUUGUACAUGCUUUGGGAAAAAUGAUCAUCUAUUCGGUAGAAUGGAACGCGAUAUGGGACAUGGCGCGCGAUACAUGGACGGGACUCGAUGCAUCAGCUAA